AUGCCAUCAGAUCAUCGCGGCCGAGGUCGCGGCUCCAGAGACGACUCCCAGCCUCGCUCGGUCCUCGUCUCCAAAGCCCUGUCGCGCCUCCUUCGACAUGCCGCCGUGCAGGAACAUAUCCCCAUCGACAAUCAUGGAUACGUAAGAAUGGACCAUCUUUUGGCCUGGCAGAAACUACGAAGCAUGAAGCCACCCGUGACAUUUGAUGAGGUCAUCGAGGUGGUGGAAGACAACAACAAGAAGCGAUUUGCUUUGAAGUACGUUGCCAAAGAUGAGACUCCAGACGAUACAGCUACUUCGACUCAACCAAACGCCGAGGCACGAGCAGAAACAGAAACAGAAACUCAGCACGCAAUAUCAAUGUUUCAAUCGACCAAGGAUGACAAGAACGUCGAGCAAUAUUUCAUUCGCGCCACCCAAGGCCACAGUAUGAAAUCAAUCGAGUCGGAGAAUCUGCUAACUCCCAUCACACUCGACGACCCGGCCAGUAUCCCCUCCACCAUCGUCCACGGAACAUUCUACGGCGCAUGGGAUAGAAUAUUACAGACCGGUGGACUCAAACGCAUGACGCGAAACCAUGUCCAUUUCGCGACCGGCCCCGCCUUGGACGAGGCUCUUUCAGAGUCCAACAGCAACAACAAGAAAUCGCGCCUCGACUCGCUCCUGGGCAAGAAUAAAGUCAUCAGCGGAAUGCGCAGUGACGCCCAGAUCCUCAUCUACGUCGAUGUGCGUAAGGCACUGGAGGAAGAAAAGGACAUGAAAUGGUGGCGCAGCGAGAAUGGCGUGAUUCUCACCGAAGGCGUGCCGGCGGUCGAGGACGACCAAAAAAUGGUCCCGAUCAAGUACUGGAUCGCGGCCGUUGAGGUCAAAAAGGGGCUCGGCUUGCUUUGGCAGCAUGAACAGGGCGUGGUGCGAGAAUUACCUGAGUAUUUGAGGAAUCGAGCCGUGCCCAGGGGUAAGAAUCGAGGGACGUGA
Molecule: messenger RNA, 975 nt
Organism: Rhinocladiella mackenziei CBS 650.93
Lineage: Eukaryota; Fungi; Ascomycota; Eurotiomycetes; Chaetothyriales; Herpotrichiellaceae
Exons: 1
Coding region: 1-975 (324 amino acids)
Biological process (GO): tRNA splicing, via endonucleolytic cleavage and ligation
Molecular function (GO): tRNA 2'-phosphotransferase activity
Source: RefSeq, a predicted model, not a curated record